UUGGCGUGUACUAUGGUGAAAUCAUGUACUUUUAUUGCCUUAUCUCUUAUUAGCAAAUUGUUGGACAAGUUUUCAUUUGCUAAAACUGACGUUAGCAAACACUUGCUUUGCUCCUCGUUGCAGUAGAUGCUGUCAUGGCUGAUGAAUGAUAUGUCUGCCACCUCGUAUAAAAGGGCAACACCGCUAAAAUUCAGCCACCGGUAGUUCUCUCUGAGCUUGUAAGACAGGUUGGGAGAUCAAAAUUCCUUUGUCCAAAGACGACUUUUUAUCUUCGGUCUCGAUCUGCACAAGGCAUAAAAGAACUAACCCGGCAAUGGAUAGUUGGAGUUGGAAUAUUAAUUCAACAAAUCUCGCAAGUGAUAUCUCUUCAAUUCCAUCAUGUUUAUGGAGCAACCUGUACGACACUUUUUCCGAAUCCAAUGAAGAUUACAGCAAUAUCAGUGAGAAGGUUGAACAAGAUCAAGCUUUAUUCACUUCAGGCUUGGAGCUCCAAGGGCUUCAGACUAGCGAAAUGAGUUCAAAUUUUGAUGGAGUAAAUGAGUUGGUGGAAAUGCUAGCUCCUGCUUUGGACUCGAUAAACAAUAAUUUGGAUCUGGAAUUCUUGCAGCGCCAACAAGUGAUAAGGUUGGCGGCCAAUUCUGUUCUUGAGAAAUCAAGAAUAUUUGGUGCCACUUGGGGAGAUGCUUUAUCUUCUCAAUUAUGUUCCCUUCCUCCCAUCACCGAGUCCAAGGCCGCCGAUCCAUUCGAUAGCCUGACUGAAACUAUCGGCUCAUCCGAGGAAUUACGGGUCUUGAGCGACCUUACAAACGACGAAUGCGGCCUCUCAGCAAUCUUUUCAAGCAGUGAGAACAUUCAUAAUUUGAGUUACAGUGGCAAUAUUUCUUCAGGUGAGUCUGAAAUCCAUGGCUCUUUCGAUCACCAUCGGUCGAAUCGGGGCGAGGUGGCCUCAGUCUCACAAGCCUCUUCAAAUCCACAUCAGGCUCAGCUUAGCUUCUCAAACCCAGACCAAACUCAGGCUGAACAAGCCAAAGAUAAGCCCAUCAUCACCAAGAGAAAAAUGGAGGAAGCAGGCAUUCAGAUUAGCUUCAGAAAUGAUCCCAGACCGAAGAAAUCGAGAUCUGAGAAGCAGCCGAGGUCUUCGAGCAUCAACUUCGGUCAUGAGAGCGGCUACGAGCCUGACACCGAGGCAAUAGCACAAGUGAAAGAAAUGAUUUAUAGAGCUGCAGCUUUAAGGCCUGUGAACCUUGGAGUGGAGGCAGUAGAGAAGCCGAAGAGAAAGAAUGUGAGGAUCUCCAGUGAUCCCCAGACCGUGGCAGCCAGGCUUAGAAGAGAGAGGAUCAGUGAGAAGCUAAGGGUGCUACAAAGUCUAGUCCCUGGGGGAAGCAAGAUGGACACCGCCUCCAUGCUUGAUGAGGCUGCCAGCUAUCUCAAGUUCCUCAAGUCUCAAGUUAAGUUCUUGGAAACCCAGGGUAGUAGAUUUGACACCAUGAGCAGUGCCACACUUCCCUUUCCAGCACCUUUCAACCAAACUUUUUCCGUGCACUCUCUUCCCCCACCCUAAACCCUAACCCAAAAGGUUAAGGAAAACUAGUCGCAGAAAACCCAGAAUUCGAAUUGUUCUCUGCAUCAGUGGCUUGCGGUCUAGGGAUGUUAUUAGCUCCUUUUCCUUCACUCGGUCAUACUUUUUCCUAACCAAAAUCCUAAUUCCAAACACCAAGAGGAUAGAAGGUUUACCUUUUUGAUGAAAUGGUAGUGCUGUUCCUCCCCUCUUUUUUUUAUCCUAAGCCACCUUUUUACUCCGUCCAUAAAGCAACCCUGGUCCAAUCCCAUUAUCAUUCUCUUCAUCAUUAACUUUAAGCCCUCAGUUAAAGGCCCUGGUCUUUUCUACGAAGAGACCUUUCCCAUGCAAACCCUAACCCCAGACACCAAUAUCAUAGCCAUCAUGAUUACUUCCUUUAUGUGUUUAAGAGAACAUGGCAAUGCCCUCGAAUCCUCAU
Elaeis guineensis (African oil palm) is the source of this 1997-nucleotide messenger RNA. The record is from RefSeq and is a predicted model, not a curated record. Lineage: Eukaryota; Viridiplantae; Streptophyta; Magnoliopsida; Arecales; Arecaceae.